UUGGUCUCGGGCAGAGAGAGGGAGAAACGUGGAUGAGUUCGCGGAGUAAGGUGGACUUUAGACAUAGCGGAUAAGGGGACGAGCGCACGAGUUACUUCAGAGAAGCUCGACUCAUGAACGGAUAGAAAAAUCCGGAUAUUAUACGCUACAUUUUCUUCUUUUUAUUUUAUUUACUCUUUAACAGAAAUCAAGUUGAAUUGGAGACCGUGAGCGACAGACAUGUGUAACCUCUCAGGAAGACACUGAGAGGAUCUUGGUUGGUGGGCUUAGGAGUUCUUUAUGGCAAUGCAGAGCACUUAACCUGAAAUCAGUGUCUGUUACGUCUAUAAACAAGCUUGAGCUGUUGUGCAGCUGGGCAGCUCCAACAUGGCAUCCAGUCUUACCUGUCCUGGUGUGGUGUGGGCACUGUUGUCCUUCCUUUGUGCGGCUGCAUCUUGCGUCGGCUUCUUCAUGCCAUACUGGCUGCUUGGAUCACAGAUGGGUAAGCCAGUGUCCUUUGGAACAUUCCGGCGCUGUUCAUACCCAGUAAGGGAUGAAGCGCGUGGUGGGACGGUGAUGUUGGAGCAAUGUGGACGUUAUGCCUCCUUCCAGGGCAUCCCAAGUCUGGAGUGGAGGAUCUGCACGGUAGCGACAGGGACAGGCUGCGGGCUGCUGCUCCUGGUGGCUCUCACGGCACUGAUGGGCUGCUGCGUUACAGAUCUCAUCUCUCGGACCAUUGGACGGGUGGCCGGAGGAAUACAGUUUGUGGGGGGUUUGCUGAUUGGAUCUGGAUGUGCCCUGUACCCAUUAGGGUGGGACAGUGAAGAGGUCAGACAAACCUGCAGCAACAGUUCCGACCAGUUUGAUCUUGGUUCUUGUGAGAUCGGAUGGGCAUAUUACUGCACCGGGGCAGGGGCCGUGGUGGCCAUGUUGCUGUGCACAUGGAUGGCUUGUUUCGCAGGGAAGAAACAGAAGCAUUACCCUUACUAAACAUUAGGACAAAAAAUGAACAGUAGAGAAAACAAACGCCACAUAUACAGAAUGGGCAUGAUGACUGUCAUUCUCAGUUUGAGAGACCUUCUAUAUUCAGUGUGCUUUCCAUCCAAAUGCAUACCAUAUACUACAAGAAGACAUUAUAUGACUCUUACAGAAGGGACCAUUUUAGAUUCCUAUGACUGACCUUUGGCCUUGCUUUGGGAUUUUUUGCAAAGUGAGCUAUUGGGGUUCGGAAGAGAGUAGUGUGAUCAAAAUGGACCAGUUGUUUUACUCUCCAUUUAUCUGUGUUAUAUAUGCUUUUUUAUUGUGUAUAUGUAAGUGCAGUAUUCAUUGUGGUGGCUUAAGUUGUUGUGUUUUGGUACAGUGUGUGUUUUUGUGUAUUAUAAUAACCUAUUCUAUAUUGUGCAUUCAUUCAUAUUCUAUUGCUGACCUGUUUUUGCCUUAAAUAUCUCAGCUGCAAUAAUAUACGUCUCAAAUGGAUUGUGUAUUUGCAAAAAUCAUAAUGUAUCUUUGACAAUAUAUGUGUCUGAUAUAAUCUUUUGUUUGGCAUUGUAGAAUUUGACACUUUUAUAUAACAGAUGCAUAAAUGUCCAUUAUAUUUCACUGCAGUUGUAAAUAAAUACAGUUUGAACAAGAAAAGUCAUAGUUGUUAAGCAUAAAUAAAAGGAUGUCCUUUUAAAUUUUACUGUCUUUAUUUUCCGAGACAAACUGAACAAAAAUAUUGAUGAUUCAUCCUGCACUACACAGAUCUUUGUUCAAUUAAAUACUCUCUAGAAAAAGAAUGUCCCUCCCCCUGCAAAAUGUCAGCAAGUAGCAAAAUAUAUUUAAUGUCUGUGACGUAACUAAAGGCAAUUAGCUUUUUUAAGGAUCAAG
Molecule: messenger RNA, 1848 nt
Organism: Myxocyprinus asiaticus (Chinese sucker)
Lineage: Eukaryota; Metazoa; Chordata; Actinopteri; Cypriniformes; Catostomidae
Gene: lhfpl6
Product: LHFPL tetraspan subfamily member 6
Exons: 4
Coding region: 367-969 (200 amino acids)
Cellular component (GO): membrane
Source: RefSeq, a predicted model, not a curated record